Molecule: messenger RNA, 414 nt
Organism: Moneuplotes crassus
Lineage: Eukaryota; Ciliophora; Spirotrichea; Euplotida; Euplotidae
Source: the annotation of a GenBank genome assembly
AUGAAAGAUAGAAAAGCUUAUGAAAAGUAUUUCUCCUUUCUUAAACAUGACACAAUCUCUCUGGUUAUAUCAGCUAAGAAUGUAAGAGAUAGACUGAGGUGGUUCCUUCCAUUGGUCGUGAAGAAUAUUCACAAACUCGAAAAACUAUCUUUUCACUGAUUCACAAUCUCAAUGAAGGAGCUCAAAAGAAUAUUGGUUGCAUCAGAUUCCACCAAGUGUUUGAUGUUUCAACAAUGCAAUUUUCCAGAUGCGAGAAGCUUGGAACUCGCUGAGUCUCUUGUUGGCUGAGAGAACAGAAUUCAAGCCACACAAAACAUUCAGGUCACAAGAUGUACUUUCUCAGUGACUCUAAAUGAGUUCGAGCAAAUGGUCAGAAAGUUUUACCCAGAAGCAGAGAUCCAGAUUGAAAUGUAA